Messenger RNA from Racocetra persica, 1053 nucleotides. The record is from the annotation of a GenBank genome assembly. NCBI's taxonomy places the organism in Eukaryota, Fungi, Glomeromycota, Glomeromycetes, Diversisporales, Gigasporaceae.
AUGACGAGCAAAGAUCAAAGACGUUCUUUGUCAAAGGCAAAGCAGCCGUUACAGGAAAAAACUAUAUCUACGAGGGAUGGUAAAAUGCUUGAUUGGGUCUUUCUGCAACGGAAGGAAUUUCCAAAUCGCAGAUUUUAUUUUGACGACAGUAUAAAAAUUACUAUGAAAAAAAAUAUGAUAGGUGGUAUAAAGAUGCUUGGAGCUGCAGUUGAGCCAUUUUAUGAUGUUGAGAAAGUUACUCAUAUAAUUACCGCAAGGUUAUUCAAAAACGAAAACAAUGAAAACAAAGAGGACGAAAUAAAACGAUGUAUUAACGAAACUGUGGCCGCCGCUACACAAUCCUUGCUCAAAAAGCAUACCUCGACAGCAACACCCAAAACUUCUACAAAGAGGUCUUUUGGUACAAACAUAACUAACAAAAACGUCAUGCAAAAUGACACCACAAAGAAAAGGGCGAUGGGAGACAUCGAUCUUGCUGAUGCGCAAAGAAGAGGGAUUAAGAUUUGGCAUGUUGAUAAAUUUAAAAAGAUUCUUAGCAGAUUGCUCGAUACAUCAUCGGUUGAUCCGCCGAAAGUGGAUCAUUCAUUCCUACAGUCUUCAUCGACUGAUGUUGCAAAACCUGCUAAAAAUCAAAUUUUUUCAAUUAUAGUUGGUGAUAGUGCACAUCUUCAUCGACCUAUAAUUUCGCGACAGUACUUGGGUGAAGAGCAUCUCAUAAGCUUUCAUUUUGAUAUACCCUAUACAGUGUCCCCAUUUCAAACCUAUUCCAAAAAGAAAUCAAUUCAAACUAAGCUUUCUGCAAGUUUAAGUGUCGCUAACAAUGCAGUGCCUGCAAAUGCGCAAGCAAAUCCACCUAAAGAUGGUGACCAAGAACAGCGCGAAAAUGAAGUUAAAAGAAUUGUCUUGCCACUUAAAGAUGAAUCUGGAUAUUGUGAAUACUGUUCGGUUAAAUAUGAAAGCCUUGCACAGCAUCGUCAAUCGUUUACCCAUGUUGAGUUCAAACGGGAUAACUCGCGUUUUAAAGAUUUAGAUGACCUUCUUAUGGAAUUAUAG